Messenger RNA from Diplodia corticola, 591 nucleotides. Its product is annotated as integral membrane mpv17 pmp22. The transcript has 4 exons. Gene Ontology annotation, cellular component: membrane. The record is from RefSeq and is a predicted model, not a curated record. Bases 1 to 591 code for a protein of 196 amino acids. NCBI's taxonomy places the organism in Eukaryota, Fungi, Ascomycota, Dothideomycetes, Botryosphaeriales, Botryosphaeriaceae.
AUGACUCCCACAGCGUCUGUCCGUGUGCUCCUCCGGCGCGGCUCCCUGUUCCCGCGUGCCGCAGGCCGUCCUGCAGGCAUCCGACGCAAAUGUACAAAGACCAAGUCUCUGGAGGAGCCUCCUGAACGGGAGCCAAAGACCAUAACCAUUCAAGGACCGUCGUGGGUGUGGCUUGAACCCGUGGGAAGGCCCUUCCGUGCCUACAGUCGAGCACAGGCCCGCCGUCCCUAUGUCGUUCAGUUGCUAAGCACCAUCACGAUAUGGUUCUUUGGCGAUCUCUCUGCCCAGAUGAUUUCUGCUUCUGAGGAAGACUCAUACUCGCCGACUAGAGCGCUACGUUCCGUUUUCAUCGGCAGUCUUACGUCCAUUCCCAAUUAUCGGUGGUUCAUGUUCCUGGUCUGGCCUGCCGUUACUGCCUUCAGCUUCACCUUCAUUCCACCACAGUUUCGAAGCAUAUUUGCAGGCUUCAUCGCAAUCGGUUGGCAGAGUUGGCUGACCCUCCUCAACCAACGGGCCGCGGCCCAGGAAAAGGCCGAUCAUGAAAAGCAGCGAGACCAGCGCUUACGUCUUCCGCAGCCUGAGCUUGCUUAA